Molecule: messenger RNA, 1074 nt
Organism: Rhopalosiphum maidis (corn leaf aphid)
Lineage: Eukaryota; Metazoa; Arthropoda; Insecta; Hemiptera; Aphididae
Gene: maf-S
Product: transcription factor MafK
Exons: 3
Coding region: 522-923 (133 amino acids)
Biological process (GO): regulation of transcription by RNA polymerase II
Cellular component (GO): nucleus
Molecular function (GO): DNA-binding transcription factor activity, RNA polymerase II-specific; RNA polymerase II cis-regulatory region sequence-specific DNA binding
Source: RefSeq, a predicted model, not a curated record
AAUAUUAUUAUAAAACAAAGGUAGAUAGUCCGCGAUUUUGUACUUUCUAUUUUUUUUGUUAUUUUUUUUUUACUUCGUCUAACACUAAUGCAGUAAAGUUACUGUCACCUGUCACUACUCACUACGAUUAUAGAUAAACCUUAUCUAUGUUUGCAAAUAAAGCUAUUGUAGUAUUAACUCAUGAACAUUAUUAACUAUUUACCAUUAUAAAAUUGUUUCAGUGUUCACCACUCCGACUACAACCACAUAAGGAAUAGACAAUACACAAUUGAGUAUAAUUCUUACUCUGUGGUAUAGACCGCGAUAUUGUGUGUGUAAUGAUAAUGACUAUAAAUUAUGUAUAGACGAAAAAUAGAAAGGAAAAAUUAGGACUACUUGCAAGUAUAAAAACAAAUUAUUAAUAUUUCGUAGUUGCGUUUAAUUAUAUCCCUCUCUCAGCUUAAGUUAGUCAUUUUUAAAAAGAAAAUAGUAUAUUAAUUGUCUAGUUAUUAUCAUUUGUGGUCGAAUUAAUUUCAAUUUUAAUGAACAUGUCUCCUUUAAAAAGAGAAUACUUGCCACCACCGCUAUCGCCAAGUCCAGUUUUGGAUAUAAGCGACGAUGAGUUGGUCACAAUAUCUGUACGUGAUUUAAACCGUCAACUAAAGAUGCGUGGACUAACUAGAGAUCAGAUAGUACGUAUGAAACAGCGUAGACGGACAUUAAAAAAUCGUGGAUAUGCUGCUAGUUGCCGAAUCAAGAGAAUUGAACAAAAGGAUGAAUUAGAAACAGAGAAAUCUCAAGAAUAUCAAGAGUUAGACGAUCUCCAACAUUCAAAUAAUAUGAUUAGGUCUGAAGUUGAAAAUACAGUUAGACAAUAUGAAAUGCUAAAAAGAUUUGCUGCUAAUAAUAAAGUAAUGUUACCUUUAGAACUUCAAUCAUUAUAACUUGUGUAUUAAAGUGGGCUUAACAGUAUUCUUACUUAAAAAUUAUUGUUCAGUAAAAUUAUAGAUAUGAAUUAUUUAUGUUUGGAACUUUAAUUGAUAUUAAUCAUUAUUUUUUAACUAGGUAUUUGGGAGUAUAUUAUAUUUUUAUGGU